Messenger RNA from Chinchilla lanigera (long-tailed chinchilla), 1764 nucleotides. It is a transcript of the gene Thap5, whose product is annotated as THAP domain containing 5. The record is from RefSeq and is a predicted model, not a curated record. The transcript has 3 exons. NCBI's taxonomy places the organism in Eukaryota, Metazoa, Chordata, Mammalia, Rodentia, Chinchillidae. Gene Ontology annotation, cellular component: nucleus. Bases 188 to 1354 code for a protein of 388 amino acids.
UUCCGGUCCCUCCACCAAAGGGGCGGUACUAGCGCCAGCAGAGGCGGAAGUCAGCCUCUGGUUCCGGCUUCCGUCGGCUGAGCGGGAUCCUGGCGCAGGCGCGGUGGUUCCAGUGGCUGGGACCUGCGGCCCCGCCUCAGCGAGGAGGGCUCCCUUGGGCCGGGGUGCCCCGGUGGUUAUCCGAGUGAUGCCCCGCUAUUGUGCAGCGACUUGCUGUAAAAACCGCCGGGGGCGAAACAGUAAAGAUCGGAAACUGAGCUUUUACCCGUUUCCUCUACAUGACAAAGAAAGACUUGAAAAGUGGUUAAAGAAUAUGAAACGGGAUUCUUGGGUUCCCAGUAAAUACCAGUUCCUGUGUAGUGACCAUUUUACUCCUGAUUCUCUUGACAUCAGAUGGGGUAUUCGUUAUUUAAAACAAACUGCAGUUCCAACAAUAUUUUCUUUGCCUGAAGACUGUCAGGGAAAGGACCCUUCCAAAAAAAAAUCUCAGAAGAAAAUAGUGGAAGAUGAGGACGAAGUGUGUCUAAAAGCCAAGUCAGAAAAAUCAUUUACAUUAAAUGAGGCUAAGAAAAAUACAGUUAACACAGCUGUGUUCCCUGAACAUGCAGAAUUACUUGAUUCAUAUGCCAUGGUGAGCCCACCAGCUCCAAAAACAGGAGGUAUGCAGAAUAACAUGUUAACCCUUAAUGUAACUAAACAAGAUACCAAAACACCCCAAUCUACCUUGAAAACAUCAGUCAACCAAGAUUCAGGUAGAAAUGGUUUUGAGAAUCAAAAUUCUACAACUAUUACCUUGACAACUUCAAAUGGAGAAGGUACUCAGCAGUCUUUGGAAACCCGAGAAGUGCUUGAAAUAACUACCAAUCAUCUUAAUCCAAAUCUUACAAAUAAUUCCAUGAAAAUUAAUUCACGGGAAAAUCCAUUCUUGUUCAGCACAAUCAACCCAGCGGCAGAAGAAUUAAACACAGACAAAGAGUCUCUUAUUGCCAUUUUUGUACCCACAGAAAAUUCAAAUCCUGUUAAUUCUUUUGUACCAACCCAAAAAGAAACCGUGGAAAUGGAAGACGUAGAUAUUGAAGAUUGCUUAUAUAAAGAUGUAGAUCAUGGGGCAGAAGUUUUACAAAUUGAUCAUUCUUACUGCAGACAAGACAUAAAUAAGGAACAUUUAUGGCAAAAAGUCUCUAAGCUGCAUUCAAAGAUAACUCUCCUUGAGCUACAGGAACAGAAAACUCUAGGUAGGUUGAAGUCUUUAGAAGCACUUAUAAGCCAGCUAAAACAGGGAAACUGGCUAUCUGAAGAAAAUGUCAAAAUUAUAGAAAACCAUUUCACAACAUAUGAAGUCACUAUGAUGUAAAGAGGUUUAUAAUUUAAAGAAUUAUAUGUAAUGGGAACUUUUUCCUAUAUGAAGUUCUCAUUUUAAUGAAGCUAUAAAAGCGCUCUAAUACUAUGAACUAUAUCCUGUUCUGAAAAUGCACAUUAGUAACACAAAAGUUUGAGAGUUAUUGGGUGGAAAUAAAAAAUAGUUUCAGUACUGGAUAAUUUCCCACACUAAAGUCAAAAUAUUAGUGAAUAAACAGUAGGAUUUGGUCAUAAAAGAACUAAGAUAUGGUUGAAACAGCCCAGAAUAUUAUGUUUUGAGUCUACCAUUGGUAUAUGAUUUAAGUAUUUACUUUAAAUCUCAAUCCCUAAUCUGUAAAAUAAGGGCAUUUAUAAGAUUUUUUUUUUUUUUCUGUUGUUUUGAGGCAGAGUCUCACUAUGUAGUCC